Molecule: messenger RNA, 1675 nt
Organism: Saccoglossus kowalevskii
Lineage: Eukaryota; Metazoa; Hemichordata; Enteropneusta; Harrimaniidae
Product: protein DEK-like
Biological process (GO): regulation of double-strand break repair; nucleosome assembly
Cellular component (GO): nucleosome; nucleus
Molecular function (GO): DNA binding; structural constituent of chromatin; histone binding
Source: RefSeq, a predicted model, not a curated record
CAGUAUCGUGUCACAGUUCGAUUUCCAAUUCUUCUGCAGAUGAGGGUCUGCUGAGGGCGCACUAUCAAAGAAUGGCCAAUAGAAAUGCGCCUACCUCACUCGUACACUUUGUACUUUAAUAACACGAAUAGUGAUUGGAAACUGAGCCUGCAGUGUUCCCGCCAUCAUUUGGGGUCCGCCAUUGUCGUAGUAUUUCAAAAAAAUUGGCAAUAAUGUCUGACAGCGAAAAGAACGAAACAGAGCCAAAAACUGAGCCUACAACCGAAGAAAAAGAAGAGCCAGAAAAAGAAAUAGAAAAAAAAAGUGUAAAAUCAAGUCCAAAGAAAGUGGCAAAAUCACCGUUGAAAAGAAAAAAAGAAAAUGGGAAAGAUGAAGCUGAGGAGGAAAGUCCAAGAAAAAUGGCCAAAUCACCAAUGAAGAAAAAGGAAGAAACGAAAGAAAGUGAAAAAGAGGAAGAGGGGAAGGAUGAAGAUGAUGACAGCCAGGAAGAAGUGAUGGAAGCCCGACUUGGCUUACUGGAUAAACCGGUUGAAAUGAAGGGUACUCGAGAACGAAAGAAAGUUGAACGGUUAUCCAUGCCUGAAGCUAAACCACAACCAGAAGAUAAAAAUGAAAUCCCUGCAGGAAGAGGAACUAAAUUAGGAGAAAUAGAACGAGUUGAGUUCCAAUUGAAGAAAGUCAAUUCAGAUGGUUUGAAGCCUCUCCAUCGAUUACUUUUUAAUAAACAAGGUUCUGUGAGAAAAAAAACAAAAAAGCGAAAACGAACAGCAAGUGGGAAGGGGAAACCUAAAAAGGAGAAAAAAGAAAAGAAAACUAAAAAGUCAUCAGAGGCAGAUGAUACCAUUAGUGAUGACAGUGAUGAUUCAGAUGAAGAGGAGGAGGAAGAUGAUGCAGAUACGAUGGAAAGUGAGGAGAAAGAGGAUGAAACCGAGGAACCCAAGAAAAAAAAGCGAAAAAUGUCAGCAAAGUCACCAAAAUCGAAGGAAGUUGUAUCUGAUGAUGAUGGCGAUGAUGAUGAUAACGUGACGGAGGAUUCUGAAGGACCAAAGAAAAAGAACCAGAAAAAAGAAAAGUCUCCUAAAAAGACACAGGGUACGCCAAAGCGGAAAGAAAUUGCACAAAAGGUAAAAAAAGAAACUAAGAAAGCUAAAAAAGAGAAGUCUCCAAAACAAGAGAAGAAAAAGGAAACCCCAAAAAAAGCCAAGAAAGCUAAAGUUAUUUCUGAUGAUGAAAGUUCUGAUGAUGAACCAUUGGUGAAGAGAGACAAAUCACCACCAACAAAUGCACAAAUAAAAGAAGUAAUUAAAAAAAUUUUAGACGGUGCUAAUCUUGAGGAAAUCACGAUGACGUCUGUUCGUAAACAAGUAUAUGCUAUGUUUCCUGAUUUUGAUAUAUCUGACAGGAAAGAUUUUAUUAAAACUACGGUGAAACAGAUAAUAUCAUAGCUGACACCAAGCACUAUUUAACAACUUUGUACAGAUUCAAUAUUUUAACCCGACGAUUUUCAUUUAUUCGUCUUUGAUAAUAAAUAAACAUGGAUAUAUGGUAGUGUUAAAGAUACCUUUUUUAAAUCCCAAAAUCGUGUAUUUUGAUUUCAUUAUUGAAUUCAUUUAAUUGUAAGUUGUAAUUGUUAGUGUAGUUUAAACUUUUUGUCAUUAAACUUUUUCUUAAUAAA